Messenger RNA from Haliotis rubra (blacklip abalone), 2998 nucleotides. Its product is annotated as syntaxin-7-like. The coding region runs from base 113 to 982 and encodes 289 amino acids. Gene Ontology annotation, molecular function: SNAP receptor activity; SNARE binding. Lineage: Eukaryota; Metazoa; Mollusca; Gastropoda; Lepetellida; Haliotidae. The record is from RefSeq and is a predicted model, not a curated record. Gene Ontology annotation, cellular component: membrane; synaptic vesicle; endomembrane system. The transcript has 12 exons. Gene Ontology annotation, biological process: vesicle-mediated transport; intracellular protein transport; vesicle fusion.
CGUACCUUUGAACACUGACGUCACGUAAUGGAGGCAAGUGGGAAGUAGACUGAAUACUAUCCAGUAAGAAUUACAUUUGUGACUGUCUAGAAACAAAUUAGCAGCUGCAAUCAUGGCAUCAUAUGGUAGAGGAUCGUUUGAUGGGUUCUCUGGCUACCAAGGUGGAAGCUCGGGAGGCUACCAGGGAAGGGGAGCUGAUGGGGCCAGUGAUCACACCAGACUUGCACAGAGUGUUGGAAAUAAUAUUCAGAAAAUUACACAAAAUGUUGCACAGAUUCAGAGAUUUGUUGCCCAGAUCGGAACAAGAGAAGACUCUGAUGAUAUCAGGAACAGAGUGCAUCAGACAACCCAUUACACGAACCAGCUGGCCAAAGAGACCAACACUCAUCUGCAGGAACUGGCACAUCUACCUGCUCCGAGCAACCCAUCAGAACAGAGACAGUUUAAGAUGCAGAAGGAGCGUCUGACGGAAGAGUUCAGCAAUGCCCUGAAGAACUUCCAGACAGCCCAACGCACGGCGGCCGAGAAGGAGAAAGCCAGCAUGGCACGGGCACGAGCACAUUCCGGGACAGCGGCCAUGAAGUCUCCGUUUGAUGACUUCCCGUCGCCAACAGAGGAUCAGAGUAUGGCUCCUGGCUUCUCCCAAACCAAAGCUGUUCUGCAGAUGGAACAGGAUGUGGAUCUGGAUCUCCUGAGAGAGAGGGAGGAUGCCAUCAAGAAACUCGAGCAUGACAUCAUGGAUGUUAAUCAGAUCUUCAAAGACCUGGGCAUGUUGGUUCAUGAACAAGGAGAGGUUCUAGACAGCAUAGAAGCUAACAUAGAACAGACCCAGAUCCAUGUUGAGGAAGGGACACAACAGCUGGCUAAAGCUUCCACAUACCAGUCCAAAGCCCGAAGAAAAAAGUGCUGUAUUGCUGUUAUUGUUGUUGUGGUUUUAGUUGUCAUUGCUAUUAUCAUCGCCGUUGCUGUCCCCAAAAACUAACUGUUUUUUAAAUAUGUGAAUAGAAAAUCUAGACGGAAAACCUGUAUAAUUGUUAUCAUCAUCGCCAUAGUGAUAACAAUCCUGGCCCUCAUCAUCUGGGGUGCCAACAAUAACUGACGACAUCUAUCGGUCAGGCUGUCAACCACCAAAAAAUAGCCCCACCCACCUGAGGUGUUGUUUAAGCAGUUGCCAUGGUAACCUGUGGACAUGCAGUUACUCUACUGAGCACAGAUGACCUAGCUACCCACAUCUACCACAGCACCAUGUAGGCUUUGUGACCUUGGUGACCUCUCCUUGUGACCUUGGUGAUGUUCGCCUUGUUAAAGGACGAGACAUGCUGAAGUGACCUGAGAUCUGAUCUGGAGGUCAUCUGACAAUUAACUUUUUUUUGUUUCUACAAAUGGCAGUCGCUUUUGGUGUAUCUUCUGAAGCCAUUCCAAGACUCUUCAAUUUCAACAAAGGGUGCUGUUACCUUUCAUAUCAUAGAGGCUCAGUAAUUGUAAAUAGGUUUCAAAUUAACCACCUAAAAAUGUUCCUAUACAAUUUUGAAGAUUCAUUUUCGAUAAAAAUUAAGGACUGCUCUAGAAUGUGUGGAAUAAUGAAUUUAUACAAAUACUGUUUAGCAUCUUGAGAGGUUCUGCUUUUCAACACAAUGUCAUUACUAAGAGAUUUUUACAGUUGUCAAAUCGAUCUGGGAAUGUUUAUUGAUAAUUGUCAUCUGACCACUAAAUCAUCAGUAUUUCAGGGCAGGUCCUUCUUCCAGAAAGUAAAUCAGUACACAAACAUGUUAGAUCUUUCCAGAACAGAAUCAAUGUAAAUAUAGAGUAUUAUUGGAAAGAGUCUUGUCCCUCCAUCUCUGACAUUGCUGAAAAUGGUUACCCAGAUGUCCUCUCUUCUGCCCAGUAAGUACUGCUUGUCACCAUUGUAUGAAAAGUGCCCUGAUUACCAGUUAGAACUGGUCCCUGGCACCCUAUACUGGUCUUAGAGGUGACCAUAUGGAUGAACUGGUCAGAUUCUGUGAUAAUAGGGCUGUGGGGUAGCCUAGUGGUAAAGUGUUUGCUCGUCAUGCUGAAGGCCUGGGUUCAAUUUCCCACAUGGGUACAAUGUGUGAAGCCCAUUUCUGGUGUUCCCCGCCUUGAUAUUGCUGGAAAAUUGCUAAAAGCGGCUUAAAAACCAACUCACUCACUCACUGUGAUAAUAUUGAUAGUGUAUUAUCGUGACCCAUUGGCAUGGAUGCUUGUUCACAGUACUAAUCACUGGUCCAGAUUCCAUCAUCUACAGGCUGACAUAGUGUGGCAAGUAUAUUGCUGAGUGCUGUAUUAAAGAACAAAUGCUCUGGAUGGUGACAAAAUUGUUGGAUGGUCUGGCUCGGUGAGUUCAAUUCACCAUGAUCACAGCAUGGGGCAAUGCUUUAAUAACAAUCGUUUAUCUGUCCUAGACAUUAGUUGCAGUUUCUGUGCUUCCCUGACUGCAGCUUUAAACAACAAACAUGUUAUGACAGUAAUUUGCUUUCUGGAAGAAGAUCCUGUUCCUAAGUAGCCCUCACUGACUGAACUGGUUUCAGUAACCUUGUAAUGUAGUAAGAAACUGUUCUGUUGAGAAACAAUGGUACUCAGUUCAAUAAAUUUUAAAACUUUUUUCUGUUGAAUAUUUACAUACAGUUGUUUUUAAAGAGAAAUCAUAAUUAUAGAGGAUAUUUCUACCAAUACUGAAAGAUGACUUGCUUUAACUUGGAACAAAAUAUUUUAAAAUAUUUCCUCCAAAAUGUUCACCAGUAUGACAUAAUUGUCAGGAAGGUUUAAAUAGUGAAUAGAUCACAGUUUACCAGCUGUGAAUCUAUAGACAGUGUCUACCUGUGACUGAGUUUUGUAUGCAUAAACAUUGCAAAGUUAACAUGCUCUGUGAUAUAUCUGGAAUAAUGAUCAAAGCAACAGGAAACCCAUCUCAUUCACCUGAAGUUGACAUGAAAAUAUCUUUAUAUUUCACUCGAAGGUAAUUAUUCACAUAUUCAUCAAU